AUGCCAAGGACCGGCGCUCAGUCGAGCGCGUCAGCUGCUGCACCAGCCAGCGGCAAGAGGAAGCGCUCCGAUGAAGACGAUUCUCGCAACAGCAAGGUCAGCUUCAAAAAGCACAGUAGUCGGCGCAGAUCAAAGUCUGCCCGCCGUAGCAUGAGCAGGAGCAGAAGCAAAAGUCGGGCCAGAUCGAAGUCGCGAGGUCGAUCCAAAUCGAGGGGCCGCUCAAAGUCGCGUCAUCGCCAUGACUCGGAUGACAGCAGCGAUGAGGAUUCGUCCGAUGCAUCGUCUGCUUCAUCUGUUUCAUCCAGCUACGACUCAAGCUCAGAUACCGACGACGAUGGUCGCCCUCACAAAUAUCGCCGUUCGCAGGAGCUCGUCGUCACCUUCCACUCCAAGGCAACGAAUACGCAGUUUGAGCGCGUCCUAGACAGCUCUCUCACUUUCGCUGCAGCUAAAGACGCCGUCAGAGCCAAAAUGCGCAUCCCUGCACAUGCUGCCUUCAAGCUUACAUCGCAGAGCUCCAUCGGAGGAAGCAUCGUACUGGAAGAAGAGGCAGACUUCCGCGCCUUUAAGGCUCGAGCGCUGCGGACCAAUGCCGAGUCGACCGUCAUUAGCGUCGAGCCUGUAAUGUCACCUGCAAUGCCGUUCGCUACUGGUGUAUGGGGAAGCGCUGCCCAGCAGCAGCAAGCACGACCGAUACCAGGGCCAACCCAGGCUUCUUCCUCCAACAUGCCGCCUCCGCCUCUACCAGCGCACCAAUCGCAGAUCUCGCCAAUGGCUUUGCCUGCCACGACGCAAAUGGCGCCCGCCCCCGCUGCUUCGACGCCGCUUUCUGCUGCCAAGCUUGGGCGAAGGAAGAAGCAAAAGACUGCGGCGGAACCCGAUGUCUCGCAGAGUCCAUCCACCAGCGCUGCUGCCACGAGAGCUAGUGGGGCGUCAUCAGCUACUACUGGGGGGAGCGGCUCGGUCCCUGCGCUUGCCUUGUCACCGUAUGCCUCGGGCUCGACGGACACUAGUGCCUUCGUUCCUCCUACGCUCAGAGCGCAUUUGGCGAAGACAGCGUCCUCUCCGGACUCGAGCGCGACUGCCCCUGUCGCCGGCCCAUCCGCCAAAGGAAAAGAAAAGGCAGUUGUCGAGGGAAACAAUGAUGACACAGCCACAGCUAAGGUCCGCAAAAGCAAAGCCCUCACUAAAGAUUCGGUCAACAGCGAGAAGCCGAAAAAGAAGCGGGGCAGACCCAAAAAAGCGGAGACGGAGGCUAAGGCUCAGGCUGCUGCGAAUGGUGAGCAAGCACAAUCCACUUCAUCAUCAUCUUCGAAGCGCGGCCAAGUAGCGUCACCAGCUCAACAGAACACUCGCCAAUCGUCCCCACCCGGUCCUCCCGCCAGCGAAGUGAGCUCCGCGACGGCCGGCAAAAGUCGUCGAGGUCGCAAGUCCAAAGCGGCGCAAGCCAAGGCGGCAGAGCGUCGCUCUGAGCAGCUGGCGCAGAAGCAGGCGAGCCAAUCAAAUGCCGCUACGGUCUCUGAGGCAGAAGCUGAGGCUGCCACCGGAUCGCAGCGUGAUGCGAACACGAGCAGAAGGAGUGGACGUGUAGUGCGCGUUGUUGAUACGCAGCCGCAGGAGGAGAAUCACGACGAUGACGAAGAUGACGACGAAGGUGAGACUACAGCUCAACCAACAGCGGCGUCACCCAGAGCGCUACGUGCGGCUCGUCGCGCCAGCGAUCCAGCCGCUGUUCCUGACGCCACCGCUGCAGAGGGAAGCGAAGCUGGAGCCUCCUCUGCAGCCCUUUCCUCGCGAAAUGCAAACAUCAGCGACGAUCGCGUUGUUAUUGAGAUCCCUCACUCUCCUGCCACAUCCCCAAGAACGGCAGCCAAGAGGAAGCGCGGUCGCGUCACCAUCGCUGAGGCUAUGGCUAUGGAAGCGGAGAAGGAGCGAAGAGAGGCAGAGGCCAAGUCGGAGGCUGCUGAGGUGAGGAAGAGGGCGAGAGGGUCGAAGAAGCAGCAGAAGGGGAAGCGGGCCGAGGAGCAGACAGAGCCGGUCGAGAUGUCGGAGGGUGAUGACUCUGCUGGAAAGGACGGGGAGGCUGUCACAGCGGAGGAGGCCGUGGACACGACUGCGAAUGAGCCUGAAGACGCAGCGCCUGCCAUCAAUGGCGAUGCUCCUGGGCCGGAGCCUGGCGCCCCUCUCGCUGCUGAGAAAGACGACGAAGACGACGAGGAAGCUCCCGCAGACCGCCCGAAGCGCUCCAAGCCGCAGUCCGCCGCGACGAAGCGUGAGCGAGCCGUGCUGGAGCGCCGCCAUCGCAAAAUCCGCAACGACUGUGCCGCUGCUCAAACCAAGGUGGCAGCCUUGCUCGAACUCGAGCGCACAGGUCAGCCCUUGCGCAAGGCGCAGCUCACGGUCGGCAAGAAAAAGGUCGUCAAGCUACGCAGCGAGCUGGAAGAGAUUGAGACCGACUUGUCCGACUAUGCGGCUGCUGAGGGACUGCCGGUUCCUGAGCGUGCGCCCGAGAUUGAGGAGGCGAGACGCUUGCAGACAGAGUGGGAGAAUGAGACCAACGAUGCAGAGGGACCGAUUGCAGGGCGCAGCCGGGCGGCACGGCGGGUUGCCCAACAACAGCAGCAGCAGCAGCAGCAGCAGCAGCAGCAGCAGCAGCAGCAGCAACAGCAGCAGCAUGACACUCGGCCUAUUCAGGGCUUCUCCCAACAGUCAUCGGAGGAUGAGCUGGCUUCCCAGUACAUACGUAGCGCUGAAGAGAAGGAGCAGCAGGCAAAGGAGGCCAAGGAAAAGGCCAAGAGCUUCGACGCCUCUAAGGCCCCCGGUCUUCGCUCUCCUGCUCACUCAGAGAUGGACGUCGAGACUAGCCCCAUCCUGCAGAGUUCACACGCAGAUGCGAACGGCGCCAAUGGAGACAAUCUUGAGGACGAGGACCCGGACGUGACUGAGCACCCUCUCCCUCCUCCCGCAACAGCGGCGCCCAUCGAGCCCGACCAUACGGUGGAGGCAGACAAAGGCGAGGAUGCCGACGAUGAGGAAUCUGCGCCCGAGGGACCGAGGAGGAGUAGUAGGGCGGACGCACAAUCCAAGGUCGCGGCUGCCUCUUCGCCUGCUGCUGGAGGCUCACCACCCACUGACCGGCGUCGUGGCGCUCCCUCUGGCCAGGAGGACCGCCUUUUUCUAGGUCAGACGCAGGGGAUGACGCAGACGCAGGCAUCGCCGAGCGGAGCUACAGCAGCAGAAUCGAAAGAGGAGGAGGUCCCUUCGACACAAAAGGCAGUAGUGGAGCAGGCGCAAUCUUCGCCGCCGUCAGGCAAGAAUUUGUCCGGCAGAAUCAACGGCAGUCAAGGCGCCAUCUCCCCCUCUCAAGCGCCAACGAGGAAGACACUGACACGUCAAUCAGCUGGGUCUGAUGCAGGGUCCGAGACAUCGGACGAUAGUGACGAUGACGAUGUCGAAGCCGAAGAGGAGAAGAGCGACGAGGAGGAGCACGAUGAUAUCGAGGCUGCAUCUCAGGGUAGUCACACGCAGGACGAAGAAGAGCAGGACGAGAUCGAGGCGACACAGCCUGCCGACCAGAGCAGGGCUAGUGAAGAAGAGCCAGAGGAUGAGAUUGAGGACGGAGGAAGGAACGAUGCACGCGUCAAGAAUCAGCAAGAGGAGCAAGGCGUUGAGAAGGAGCCCAGCGCAUUACUUGAUGCAGACGCUUCCACUUCCGCUGCUCCCUCUGAGCCCGCAGAGGAGGCACGUCCGUCGGCUGCUGAGGCGAGCGGCAGUGAUGCCGACGACAGCAGCGACGAGGGGGAGGAGAGUGCAGCCGGCCCUUCCAAGGACACUCCGGCCACCACUCUCGACAAUGGCCAGCGGCCGGCGUCAGCUUUAAUCUCAGCAAGCCCAAUGCCUUCCGCGCCUCCGACCUCUCAACCAGCCGGGCGUAACAGCGGCUUCUUCUCCCCCUUCAACUUCUUCCAAAAGGAUCGCACCGACCCUGCCAACGGAGCUGGAACCGCUUCACCAUCUGCGUCGCAGCCGCAGCGGACAUAUGGCAGGUCGAAUGAGGCGGCGCAGAACAGCUUCUCGGGAUCCUUCUCCCAGCCCGCUGCAGCGAAAACCAGUAGGCCAAGCCUUUCGAUCCCGCGUCUGAGUCAGAUGGGCGCUCCACAGUUCAGAAGGCAGGGCAGCCAGGGUGCGAGUGCGAGUGCGAAUGACAGCUUUGCAUCCAAUCGCAGCUCGAGGACUUUGGCUCGACAGUUGCCUGGCAAUGCGAGUGCGAGCGCGAAUGCCUCGACAAGCAUGCCGCCUGGCAACCAGCAGCACGCUGCUGCUGAAGCUGGUAGUGACGACGACGCUGAAGAGGAAGAAGAGGAGAGCAGCUCUGACUCGAGCAGCAGCAGCGACUCUGAUAGCGAUAGCGGAGCAGGCGCAAAGAAGGCUGCCGUCAACUCCGUCAACACUUCACCUCGCGCCCGCAGCGUUCGAGGGCGCGGUCGUGGGCGAGGCGGCGGGAAAGCCGGCAUUGUACCUGCUUCCAAGAGAGCGGGGGCCGAGGUGAAGAAGGCCAAGAAGACGAAGGGACUGGACGAUCUCUUCUGA
This is a messenger RNA of Jaminaea rosea, 4590 nucleotides long. RefSeq lists its product as hypothetical. NCBI's taxonomy places the organism in Eukaryota, Fungi, Basidiomycota, Exobasidiomycetes, Microstromatales. The record is from RefSeq and is a predicted model, not a curated record. The coding region runs from base 1 to 4590 and encodes 1529 amino acids. The transcript has a single exon.